UUGAGGUUGGCAGGUAUGGCCCAAUGGUCAACGACGUGAUCGUGAACAUUCCAAAAGCUGGAAUGGGAACAUAUAUAGGCUCUUCAGUUUCUGUCAAUUAUGACUACACCUGGUCCGAGUGGCCCCCACAAAAAGGGAGAUUAGUUAAUAUGUUUCUCGGAAUCCCCUAUGCUGCUCCUCCAGUUGGUGAUCUGCGGUUCCGGGUACCAGUCCCGGCUUAUUUGGACACGAGGUAUCCCUGGUAUGCAAAGUUCUAUCGUCCUGCGUGUGUUCAACCCAGUGAUCUGCUCAGCACUUUCAUAACGAAUUUCACGGACAUUUCUGAGGACUGUUUAUACCUGAACAUCUUCACCCCAAACCGCACUUGGGAGGACCCAAAAAUUCGCUAUCCCGUUGUUGUACACAUACACGGUGGAAGGUUUGUCUAUGGCUCCAGUCACAUGUGUCCGGGACAUGUGCUUGCCUCUAAAGGAGUUGUUGUGGUCACAUUCAAUUAUCGGUUAGGACCUUUCGGCUUUCUUGCCACUGGUGAUUUUGCAUCCAUUGGCAACUUCGGUCUCUGGGAUCAAUUACUUGCCAUGCGGUGGGUUAAGGACAACAUCGCUUGGUUCCGUGGGAACCCUGACCAAAUCACGCUCAUGGGUGAGGGUGCCGGCGGAGCGAGCGUUGGCUUGCAUACUGUGUCUCCCUCCAGCAGAGGUUUAGACUUAUUUCAGCGCGUGGUGCUUAUGUCUGGCUCAGAUUUAUCACCCUGGGCCGUUUCCAACCCAAAUGAACUCCGCACACGAUACUAUGCCAUAGAGCUGGGUCGGCAACUAGGCUGCCCCUCGGUCAUGGGUGCAGAUGUUGGUGCUUCACAAUCCGCCAUGGCUGGCGAGCCUUGGAAGCCGGCUUCAGCCGCAGAGGUUCCUCAAGGAGAAUUUGGCAACUCUUCUGUCAAACUCCGACUGACCGUCCCAUACUACACAAGCAUUGAUUCAAACGCGUUGGUCCGCUGCUUGCGCCUUUCCAAGUCGGCUGAGGAGAUUAUGCAUGCAUCUAAGCUCCUUCGCCCACUUCGUGGUGCUACUCCGUACAUUUGGACACCCGUAGUCGAUGGCACAGCCGGUUUUCUCCCACGUACACCCCUGGAUGAGCGCAGAUUGGGUCGUUUCGCCAAAGUACCAUUGCUCGCUGGAGUGGUUCACGAUGAAGGGUCGUCCACUCUACUCAGACGAAUUUCACAGUGGGAGUCUCACGUUUACGCGAUCGAUCAGUUCACGGAUGCUUUGGCAAGGCGCACCAUUGGUAAUAUUGUGAACUAUGAAAAUGUAUUUCGUUUCAACGCCACCACUGAGGAACUUUAUACUCGCUAUACAUGGUGGCCCAAUCUGGCUAACAACACAGCCCGCUGGGAACGACUGGUUGCGCUUAUAUCCGACUACGAGAUUAAUUCGCCUCUGGAGAAUGUAGCCAGCUUUCAUUCAGCCCACUCAAAUGAAGUAUAUUUUUACGAAUUUGCUUAUCUCAGCCCCAACGAUACCGAGCUGCAACCUCAAAGGGGAGUUUACCACGGAGCCCUACUGCCGUUUCUCUUUGGUUUCCCAUUCUUGAACUCGACCUUCUGGUCCACUGUCUACGGCGAAUCAGCGAUACCCAUCACAGCGAAUCGCCCCUUCUUCUAUCCACACGACACCAAUAUGAGUGAAUUCUUGAUGGAUUUGUGGACAAACUUCGCCAAAAUGGGGAACCCAACACCGUAUGAAAUAAAAAACACCACGUGGAGACCCCACAAACCUUCAGAGGGCGGAUACCUUUUCAUUUAUUUAAACAGUACAAUGCGGUACAAUUUCCGACCCUUGGAAAUGGCAUUUUGGCGCCAACGAUUUUUGGGUUUGGCCGAAAUCGUUCCACCUUCUCCUCCGCUAUAUUAUUUCCCACUGUUCGGAUCUCAAAUAGCCACCGUGAUUCUCGGCUGCUUGGUUUCUACCGUCCUCAUUUUGCUGUUAACCCUUAUUGGGCUUAGUUGUCGACGGCCGAAACCCGAUCAUUUCCUUCACGAAGUGCGCCUGGCUACCCCUGGAGCUGCACUUGGUUCUGCAUUUCAGACGGCCUUCAAGGAUGCUUUCUCCACUCGUAAUAUUCCGGCUAUGAACAACUCUGAUGUCGAUUGGGGGUCGGCAUCCAGUAUGGAUGACCUGGAGCUGGAAAGUCGAGUCAGUUAUUCUGCUUCCCAGCAUUCACGUGGACGUCUACUGGCGCCUGCUGGUCACUCAACAGGCCGACCGCGUAACCAUCCGCCUCCACCACCCAUUCCGUUAUACGGACUCCCCAAAAUACCUUAUCAUGGUGGUUCGCCGAUUUCCACCAGCCGUCGCGGACAAUCCCCUGCCGUAGGUUAUACAAGAGGCAGGCGGUUUUCGGACUACUCAUACAAUGGACCACGCACCUUCACAAUGGAUCUUUAAUGAUAAAACCUAACGCGGCUUUCACGCAGUAGGCGCCCACUGCCGACCGUUGCUUCUCACCACAAUUACCACCUGCAAGCCAAAGUUUUAUUUUUGUUUUAUUGUUGCACAUGCUUUUAAUAUCUCAAUUGUCUGUAUUUUCGUAUGUACUUUUUAUACCUUGGACCCUAUUUUCGUGACAUUUUACGUGUUUUGAUAGGAUAUCUCUCGUCAUUGUACCAAA
Opisthorchis viverrini is the source of this 2670-nucleotide messenger RNA. RefSeq lists its product as hypothetical. Gene Ontology annotation, biological process: chemical synaptic transmission; postsynaptic membrane assembly; presynaptic membrane assembly. The coding region runs from base 24 to 2447 and encodes 807 amino acids. The transcript has 12 exons. NCBI's taxonomy places the organism in Eukaryota, Metazoa, Platyhelminthes, Trematoda, Opisthorchiida, Opisthorchiidae. The record is from RefSeq and is a predicted model, not a curated record. Gene Ontology annotation, molecular function: signaling receptor activity; neurexin family protein binding. Gene Ontology annotation, cellular component: synapse; cell surface.